Molecule: messenger RNA, 4281 nt
Organism: Symsagittifera roscoffensis
Lineage: Eukaryota; Metazoa; Xenacoelomorpha; Acoela; Convolutidae
Product: forkhead-associated domain-containing protein 1-like
Exons: 26
Coding region: 22-4056 (1344 amino acids)
Molecular function (GO): protein binding
Source: RefSeq, a predicted model, not a curated record
AUAAACUUAUUAAAUAGAAAUAUGCCCGGUUUUAUUGUGAACGCGGUUUCUGGGCAUAUUUGGAGCCUGAGAUAUGGUUUGACAACAGUCGGGAAUACAAAUUGUGACAUUUUGAUUAAUGAUGACUUAGCUGAUCAACAACAUGCUGUUGUGCAAUACAAUGCCCAGUCAACCGAUUUCUCGAUAAGGGACCUCAAUACUUCCCAUGGAAUAUUUCUUAAUAACUCGAAUUUCAGAAACGCAACCUCACCCUUGACGCACGGAGACUCAAUAGCCUUUUCAGAAAAUGGACCAUUGUUUAUAUUUUGCAAUGCUCAGUCCCCCAAUGAUGCGUUGCUGUAUGUACAGAGGUACCAAUCUUCCAACCCAAAGACUGAAGUCUCUUUACCCAUCAUCCCCAACCUCCCGGUCUCAAUGCCCCAACCUCAGAUGACAUUCACGCAUGACAUGGCACUCAAAGACAGGUGGGCAGUACAGACCCAGAGCGGAGCCUGGACUCAAAUAGCACCCAUACCUCCUCCCAAGCCACCUAUGUACAGUAUGAGGGGGAGGCCCUCCAGUGCUAGUUCGGUGUCGCGGCUGGUUCGACAGCCUGCAAUUAUACCUCAGCAUCCACCCCCUAGGACACAAAACACAUCUCAAGGUUCCAAUAUUCGCAACCAGUACCAGUUCACAGCUACCAGCAACUCCUCUGGGCAUGGCCAGGUAUCCCCGGAGGUCGUGGAGUCCAUCGCCAGACAGCUCAACUCCAGGUCCAACAGCAGACACGACAGUGGCAGUCUCAACGAGACAUUCAACGUCGACACUAGUGGAACCAAUUUACAUACUCAGUCAGCGGAGCUGGAGAAUGAGAACCGUAUCCUGGCGGAGCAGCUGCAGAUGUUGCGGGAUGAUCUGAGUCAGAAGGAGGGACGCAUUGCCUCCCUACACGCGGCCACUGAUUCAGCCUCCGACAUGAUAAAGGAGCGAGAGAGACAGAUGGUCGAAUUGAAGCAGAAGUUGGAUGCAACACAGCGGCUCUACGACGAAUUGCGCGCAGAGAAAACGGAAGAGGUCGCCGGUCUGCGAGAUCACAUAAUGUCAGCCGAACGAGAAUCACAAGACGCUAAGGAAAAACUAUCGACUGCUGAGACCGAAAACGAUCUUCUCAAAGAGGAACUGGAAUCGCUAAGAAAAGAAGCCGAGAAGUCAAAUGAAUUUGACGCUGAAAAAGAACGAAUAACGGCGUUGCAUGAUCAAGUCGUCAACGACUUGAAUGCAAAAUAUAAUGAUUUAAAACAGUUCGUGGACAAAUUGAAGUCUCAUUGCGUCUUGGGAGAGGAAGAAGCGGAACAGGAGUCCUUUGAUGGAAUCCUAGCCUAUGUCGACAGUCUCAAGUCAAGCAAUGAUGAGAAAGAGACGGCACUUAACAACGAAGUGAACAAGCUACAGAUCCUAGAAAACGAAGUGAACACAGUGCUCGAAAAAGUUAAUAGCAGUUGCACUGAUCUCAACUCUUUGAAUUUUUUUCUGGAAACAAACGACGAAGACAGUCCAAGUGCACCAAUUGCUUCUAAGAUUAAAGAUGUCCUUGUCAAAGUGUUGUCGGCAGUCAGCGACUCCCAGGUGUCUGUUGAUACGAAUGCCUCGUUGAAUGACAUAGUAGCUUGUUUGAAUGACAACGGUUUGAAUGUCGAAGAAAACGCCUCCUCAGAUGCCAUUAAAUCUUGCUUAAGAGAGUUCUUUGAAAGUCAUUGUCAGCUCAAAUCCGAUUUUGAUAGCCUGAAUGAACAGCAUGAGAUUGUAUGCAAAGAAAAAGAAGAAAUGGCUGAAAAGUUUGAGUCGGAGAUGACCAUUAAAAUGGAAACAAUCAAAACAGGAUGGAUUGCAGAGAAACAAAGUGAAAUCGAUGAUUUGACAAAUGCUAAAACUGAUUUGGAAGCACAGGUUCAAGCUCAAUCGGAGGCCUUGGAAGCAUCCAGAGAAGAAAAUGAGAAUCUGUUCAUAUCGUGGAAAAUUGAGUUCACGGAAAGUCAUGCCAAGGAGAUUGAGAAAAUAAUUGCAGAAAAAGAAGCUGAAAUUCACGACUUAAAACAGACACAUCUACAAGAAGUUGAGACUCUCAAUGGCGAGAAAUCCAAGGCGGAAGAGGACAUGAAUGCGAAGAUUGAUGAAAUGAAUGCUAAAAUAUCUGAGCUGGAGACGGCAGUCACUGAGCAGGAGAACAGUAUUUCCCAGCUAACAGAGUCCCACAAGACAGUUUCAGACGAGAAAGACUCGCUGCUACUUCAAAUUGAGCAACUCCAGACUGAGAAAUCAACCCUAGAAGAAGCCCUUCAAGCAAAAGAGGCUGAACUCGAAGCCUUGAACGAGCAACAGGGUAGAGAAUCAGACGAGACUUUUAGGAUGGUGAAACUGGAGUGUCAAGAACAUGCCAAGACUAUAGUCAAGCUGGAGGAGAAGAUCAUCGCUCUGAGUCAGGAGAACGAAGAGAACAUUAAAAUGCGAGAGAGUGCAGUUACUGAGAAAGAAGAGACUAUAGCCAAGUACACACGUGAUAAGCCGAAGAUCCCUCCGAAGCCAGCCUCCAUCGCCCCCGUACGCACUAUGGAAGACCUGCAUGCGCUGGAACAACUGGUGCUGCUGCUAAGGGGUGAGUUGUCAGAGGCAAAGAAACAAUUGAAGGACAAUGAAACUGUGAUUGAGGGUCUCGCCAGGGACUUAGCAGGCGCAAAUGCACGACUCAAUGAUGUCGCCGGUGAGCUGAGUGAGUCUCAGAAGGAGGAGGUGGAGAGGAGUCAGGCUCUAGUUAGAGAUCUGGAGGUCCAGUUGGCAUCCAUCAAAGUACAAGUAGACAGCGCCCUGGCCCAGAAGCACCAGAUGACACAAGAUGUGGAGCAGCUCACGGUGGAGCUACAGAAUUCGAAGCAGAUGGUGGAGCAAUUGAAGACGCAGUUGGGGGGCAAGGAAAGCGAGUUGGUUGAAAUGAGGAAACAGCUGUUCGAACAGGUGCAGAUUAAUGAACGACAGAUGGCAGUGCAGAAAGAACAGACGAGAAUAGCGGAGGAGUUGUCUGGAAUGGGAGCCCAGUGCAAGGGGGAGAGACAUCUGCAAGUGAUGCAGCGACAGAAGGAGGCACUCUCCGAUCUCAGACACCGGAUCAAACUCCUAGAACAGAACAGACCGCCCAUUCCCACUGCUGACCAAGCAUUAGGCCAAGUUGCGCUUCUGCAGCGCGAACUGGCAGAAUUAAAGGCACAACAAGGUGCCGGAUCCGGUCAAGACAUCCCAGGACUAGACAUUGACGACGAAGACUUCAUGGACGCCGACUCCGGAGAGGUCAAGAAAGGCCGCGGUAAGAUCGAAGAGGCACUUCUGAAAGCAAACAGAGUCGAAAAUGCAGAAGCACUUGACCUCAGUGAAAAGAGCUACUUUAGUCUGACCAAGUCUUUAGCUCGAAGGCUGGGUUUGGAGAACAUGAACGGGAAUCGAACCUUAGCCCAUAUUUCAAGAGACGAGAGGGAAAAGUUAUUUGUGGAACGAGAGAAAGAUAUUGAGCAGAUUAAUUCAAACGUGGGUGCCCUGCAGUCGCGAGUUGAACGAAAAGACGAAUUGUUGAAUACAUACGAGAAAGACCUGAACAAACUUAGAGAGAUGGAGGCUAUUGCUGCCCAGAAGCAGAAAGAAGUGCUCAAAGCUAAUGCAGACCUGCGGGCGAAGAAAGAGGAGAUCGAGUUCAUCCGGGAGGCUCUUAGGAGGACGAAGGAGGACUACGAAAGAGAGAAGAGACUCAAUGUUGCAAUAAAGAGUAAAAAGGGUGAGUUCUUGGAGCAGUUUGAGAAGCAGGCACAGCAGAACAAAAGUGGCAUGCAGGGUGUGAACAAGACGGGUCAUAGUUGUGUGCCUGAAGAUGUGAUGGGCAAGGACAGCAGACGCAAGAGGGAGGAGAACGAACGCCUCAAGAAGAAAAGCUACGAGGUGGAGAAACUCAAGGAGCUUCUUAAAGAGAAGGAGAACCAAAUAUCGGAGUUAUCGGUCAAAGUAGUCAACUAUGAAAGCACCGCGGAAGCUCAUUGACAACAUCCGACUGAAAACUGGCCACAAAAAUGAUCCUAUCUGUCCUUAAUGCAGCAAACUUUUGAUGGUUUCUGUCUUCGGUCUAUUCUAUCGAAUCAAAUUGACUUUAUUAUGAAAGUACAACCGUGUUUUAGAUCAAAAGCAUUGUGCAUAUUUGUAUAUAAUUAAAUAAAAUUAUUAUAUGUGUACAUACUGUUUAGUUAAAAACUGAAUUUUUGUCAAAGA